Molecule: messenger RNA, 855 nt
Organism: Plasmodium vivax (malaria parasite P. vivax)
Lineage: Eukaryota; Apicomplexa; Aconoidasida; Haemosporida; Plasmodiidae
Product: variable surface protein Vir4, putative
Exons: 2
Coding region: 1-855 (284 amino acids)
Source: RefSeq, a predicted model, not a curated record
AUGAAAAACCUUUGUAAAAAAGUUCUAAAAUAUUUAGAACACUCUUCAACCUGGAAAGAAUAUUCAACUGGACAAGAUGAAUGCAUGCUUUUGAAUUAUUGGAUAUAUGAUAAUUUGUCUUCUUAUUAUGGUAAUGAUAAUACUGAAAAAAUAAAUAUCGCUUUUUCGGCUCUUCAACUUAUAUGGAGUUACCUAGUUACUGAUUCCCGUGAAAAAUCUUACUAUAAUAAAUGUAAACCUCUUUUUAAUGAACUUCUUAAUUAUGAUGAUUGGAAAAAAAGAAAGGAAUUAUAUGAUUACUGCAUUAAUUAUGAAUUAAUUUCACAAAUGUGUCCGUUUUUCGAUAAAAAAUGUGUGGAAUAUUGUCAAUAUAUUGAAAAAACAAAAGAAAGUGGUAUAUAUGAUCACUUCGAAACUAUUUGUUCUAGUGAAAAAGGUAACUGCCCACACUUUUAUAGAAUAUGCGAAAAAUAUAAUCCUAAAACAGUGCUAAAUACUUUAAAUUGUACUGAAAGAGUUAAAGCCCAAGAAAAAUUAACUAGAGGAGCUGGAGAUGUGAAUCAAUUACAAGAACAAGAAGUAGAAGCUGCAGCCAGUGCUCAUGGUACAGAGGAAACAAAUGAAACGUCCGGAAUUGGAAUAAAUGUUACUAAUUCAGUACUUGGUGCAGCUCCAGUUUUAUUAACUGCUACUGCAUUAUAUAGAUAUACACCCUUAGGUCCCUGGAUUCGUAGGUUCCGUGGAGGAAGAACAAAUAAUAUGAAUACCAUGGAUACGUUUUCACCUUAUACACCAGAAACAGGCGAUAUGUUUUCUGAAGAAUCAGCAAACUAUAUAUCAUAUCAACCUAUGUAA